This is a messenger RNA of Budorcas taxicolor (takin), 1902 nucleotides long. RefSeq names its product intercellular adhesion molecule 2-like. The transcript has 5 exons. Gene Ontology annotation, biological process: cell-cell adhesion. Gene Ontology annotation, molecular function: integrin binding. Bases 292 to 1047 code for a protein of 251 amino acids. The record is from RefSeq and is a predicted model, not a curated record. NCBI's taxonomy places the organism in Eukaryota, Metazoa, Chordata, Mammalia, Artiodactyla, Bovidae. Gene Ontology annotation, cellular component: membrane.
GGAACAACGGCUGCUGGAAGCUGGACCUCGACCACCGUGUUUCCCAAUCACGGCAGCUCCCGUUAGCUGAUACAGCUUCUUACAGACAUGUUGCCCUGGGAGCUGGGCUUCCACGUGACCUCCCCAAGACCACUCAGAUAAUGAGAGGAAAUAUGGUCAUCAGCUUACAGAAGGCUGGGGGUUCCGGACUACAGCUGCAAGUCCUCCUCCGCCGCCCGCCUGACCAGAGCCCUUCACCUCUCGGCAGGCAGUCCUCAGCUGUUCCCUGUGAGCCUGCGGACACCACCUGAGAUGUCCCUUUUUGGUGGCUGGGGAAUGCUCGCAGCCUUUCUUGCCCUGCUCUGCUGCCGAGGGUCUGGUGUGAAGGCGUUCGAGGGGCCAGAGCAUCUGAUGGUGGGGUCUGGAGAGUUUCAGUUCAUUAAUUGUACUGCCAGUUGCACGGACCCCAAGAACAUUGUUCUGGAGACGCACCUAAGCAAGACUCUCUUGGAGAGCCAGGCUCAGUGGAAGCUAUUCAAGGUCUACAACAUCUCCAAGGAUGAGAAGCUCCUGUGCAGUUUCACCUGCGGCGGCAAGCAGGAGACGAAAGUUUUCAUUGUCACCGUGUUCUACCCUCCAAAGCAAGUGCUGCUGACGCUGUGGCCCACCUCAGUAGCCGCAGGGACACUGUUCACCAUCGAGUGCAGGGUCCCCGCCGUGGCGCCCCUCGAAGGCCUCACUGUCACCCUGCUCCGUGGUACUGAGAUCUUGUACAAUCACACCUUUGUGGGGACAGCACCUUCCCCCCAAGAUGCCAUGGUCAGCCGUAACACCACAGCUCACAGGGAAGAUGGCCACCAUAACUUCUCGUGCGAGGCCCAAAUGGACCUGCGCUCUCGCGGCGGUGGCCUCGUCCACAGAAUCUCAGAUCCCCAGAGGCUUGAAGUCAAAGAGCCCGAGCCCAACACCCAGAUGGUGGCCCUCAUCACCACUGUGACAGUGCUGCUGCUCAUGGUUGUGACUCUCGUCCUCCUGUACCGGUACCGACAGCAGACACGUAACACCUGAGUGCAAGCCGCUUAGAAGAGGCUGAUAGGGAGCCACCGCGCACAGCCCCCGUGAGCGGCGCGGCCACUGUCAUGGCGGCCACUGAACUCAGUGUGGCUCCUUAGGCUGCGGUCCAGGCCUGGGGAGGGACCAUGUGAAGCAGCCUCAAUACAAACACCUGUUCUUAAGCCCGUGCCUUCGUGUCUCCUCCUGGGAAUGGCCAGGAGGGAGGCCACCAGGCCUGGCUGAACUUCUGUCUCCAAAUGUCUCCUCAGCCUCCCUCCGCACUCUCCCUCAGAGGCCUUCCUGAGCCCCAGCAAACCCAGACCCUGGUGUGCCCCCAGGCCGACCCGCCCGGGCACCCGGCACCCAGCCUCAAGGGACCCUGAGUGACUCCUUCCUCCUGAGGGAGGGUGGGGAGACCCGCCCUGGCCCAGAGGGGCAGAGAGACACUCUGUUCCCACGUGGCCCUCCAGGAAGGACAUGGCUCUGACUGCUCUCUUCUGCCAAGAGAGCCAGCAUCCAGGGGUGAGUGUGGGGGCCCCAGUGGCUAGGCUCCAGGAACCUCCCCGCCAGGCCUCCCCCGCCACUCAGGGCCUUCCGAGAGCCAUGGAAACGAAAGCCAUCCUCGCCUCUUACCUCCAGUUCUGUUAUUGGGCCAAAUGGAGACCCUGCAGCCCUGGUCAUCCAGAGAGAGGGGAAGGGGAGGAGGUCGAGGGAGGGCUCCAUCUCCCAGGCCUCUGCCAGCCAGGCAGCGAGCAAUGGGAUAGGGGUGGCUUUUCAUGUGGCUUCUGGGGCCUGGAUGGGGCUCUAAGGAUCAGAGAUCAGAGAUCAGGUUUGUUCACGGUCUCCAUCUGGUGGACAUGGGACUCAUUC